GUCUCUUUUAUUUGUGCAUAGGGUUAAAUAUAAGAUUAAACAUCAAAUCAAUGCAGAAGGCCUGUGUGUUUUCGGCUCUGUGUGCAUAGAGCAGUGAAACAGUCAAAUUUGUAUGCAGGACGCUUUGCUGGGGUCCUGCUCAGCCAUGGUUACAUCUUGGCAUGGCAGACCAAAGGACUUAUUAGUCCAACUCCUUUAACUUCAACUCAAACACACACUCACUCACACAUACACACACACACACACACACAGGUGCACGCACGCACACGCACGCACACACUCAACCAGGUACAAGUGCGUUAUGCUCCACUGGAAAGUAUCUAUCUUGCGACGAAAUCUGUUUUGUCACUCCGAUGCACCAUUCUUGGUCAUUCCAGUCAGUAGCUAAUUAUUCUGUGAAGUGAGUCCCUGGCGCCCCUCAGAUCACAUAGCACUGCAGCUGCCCGGCUGUACAGCAGACCAACUGCAAGAGCUAUAAUAGGAAGGAGAGGUAGGGUUGCGCAGCUGACGAUGCUGAUUCCGAGGAGCCAGAGCUCUGCAGUCCUAUUUAAGUCACUGCCCUGAUCCUAAAGGCUUAUAAGCAAAAUGUCGCCUCUUUAAAACACCACACAGUCUGUAUUUAACAUGAUGAACAUGUGCUGAUCGGUGUUGGCACAGAGUAUAUACUGAACAUUUAAACACUAUCAUGUGUUUUAUAUGCAUAUAGUCUAGCCUAUAGUCGUUGAGGUGUUUUUCACUGGGUUAUAUUGUAAAAUCAGUGUUGCCAAGUAAACUACACGAGUGAUACUGAUUAUUAAAUUGAACAAUAUACAGUGGUAUACUUUACCAUAUAAAGUCCUGUCUUCUUAGUCACAUUUCCAUGUCAAAGCCCACACAGUGUUCCUAAGGCCAAACUGUCAAAGUGCAUGCUUACAUCAUGCAGGCUUAACUAAAACUUCUGCAUAAUCAGUGAUGAACAUUACAAACAGUGGUUCAAUAAACCUCAGCAAACCCUUUAACGAUCUUGCUCACAUUUUCAUAAUGGUCUGCCAUGUAUUGUUUUUUUUCAUACUCAUAGUUUUUGCCUCCAGUAAGGUCUAAUGUGUGUGUGGCAGGUCUCUUUUCAACCCGUUAGGCUUCCUGUGCAUAGAUUGACCAUGGGGAUCAAGGCUGCCCUCCCCAGAUAUGAGCUCUAUCUCUACACAGCUGUACUCUCUGUGGCCUUGAUAUGGGCAGGCAGUUGGAUAUUUGAAGCUUCAAGCGAGAAUGUAAACAGAAAGGCCUUCAAAGCAAGUGUGAAACCAGGAUGGCAUUACUUUGGCAGGAAAAUGGAUGUUGCAGACUUCGAAUGGAUGAUGUGGUUCUCUACAUUCCGCAAUCAUAUCCUUUUUGCUCUCACCGGUCACGUGAUCUUUGCCAAGAUAUUCACCCUGCUCGCUCCAAAGAUUGGUAUAGAUGGAUGUAAGCACAGAUCCUUGAUCUUUGGUGUGUACGGUGGUUUGGCAGUCCUGGUCACGAUGGGCUGGACCUUCAUUGCUCUGGUUCUGUCUCACUGCAUCAUACUCUACAGCGUUGCCAUGGUCAAGAAGAAGUGGGCAUGUUUUGCAGCGGGUCUGGCCACGCUUGCCUCAAUCAAGCUGGAGCCUUAUAACUCCUGGCAGGAAUCCUUGGUGACGGGCUCUUUUGACCUGCAAGACAUCUUGUUCUACGGAGGCUGCGGCUUCAGCAUCAUGCGCUGUAUGAGCUUUGCCUUAGAGAACUGUGAGAAGGAGGACGGCAACUACACGUUCUCUGACCUGCUGAAAUACAACUUCUACCUCCCCUUCUUCUUCUUUGGACCUAUCAUGACUUUCGACAAGUAUCAUGCUGAGGCCAACAACACCAAACUGACCCGUAAGGAGAGGGAGAUGUGGAACAUCACCACCAAAGCCUUGUUGCACCUGGGAGUUAUUCUGGUGGUGGACGUCUUCUUCCACUAUCUGUACAUCUUGACAAUCCCCAAUGACAUGAAGCUUGUCACCAAGCUGUCUGACUGGUGUUUGGGUGGUCUUGCUUAUUCCAACCUGGUGUACGACUGGGUGAAAGCAGCUGUGAUGUUUGGCGUCAUCAACACUGUGGCUACACUGGACCACCUGGACCCUCCUCAGCCGCCCAAGUGUAUCACCAUGCUCUACGUCUUCUCUGAGACGCACUUUGAUAGAGGCAUCAAUGACUGGCUGUGCAAGUAUGUUUAUGACUACAUCGGUGGGGAUCAUGAUAAAAUAUUCAAGGAGCUCCUGGCGACUCUCUGCACCUUCGCAAUCACCACUCUGUGGCUGGGCCCAUGUGAGCUGGUUUACAUCUGGUCCUUUUUCAACUGCUUCGGCCUGAACUUUGAGCUGUGGGUGGCCAAGCUCUUCUCUUUUCCACCAUUUUCUACCAUAGAGGGUGCUAUGGGUGAAGCCAUGUCACGCAGGAUCCGUGGUGUGUUCAAUGCCGCCAACUUCUGGGCUAUCAUCCUCUACAACGUUCUCUCUCUCAACAGUUUGGAGUUUGCCAAACUGGUGGGAAGAAGACUGAUUUUCAAAGGAUUUCCUCUGUCCACCCUCUCAGUGUUACUGGUGACCUACUGUGGUGUGCAGCUGGUGAAGGAAAGGGAGCGACAACAGGCCCUGCUUGAGGACGCGGAGCCAGUGAAGCCAGUAGAUGGUGGCAAAGAAAAAGCAGAAUAAGCAGACAGAAAAGAAAAAAAAACAAAGUCAGUUUCACGAACUUCAUGGUCAACACACUCACUCUGCUCCAUCGUCGGCCUGAACCGCCUGGACUGUAAGAGCCAGUCACCACCUAUAUUGUUCACAUGCCUGUGUUCUUGCUUUCGUUUGUCAGAAGCGAGGCAAUGUUUUGAACUGUGAAAUAUCCUCAAGUGCACUUGCUGUAGAUAAUCGCCACGUCCUUAGGCACAAACCCACCGAUGAUGUAUUUUGUAUUUGUAUAUUAUCUGAACCAGAGAUUGUUUAGCAAAUGAAGAGCCUGCCAAAUAUUUUAUGAUGUUAUACCUAAUAGUAUAUUUAGUAGCAUACAGUAUUGUAAAGGAACGACUACUUUGCUCUGUGUGGUUGUCUCCUGUGUUCAUUUUUGAUUUUUCCUCAAAUUUGGACAUUCUUCCUUUCUUUUUAACCAUCAUGAUUUUUAUUAUUUUUAGUCAGAUGGUGUCUUAAUUUUGCAUCAGACACCUUGGAACCUAAUCAUCACAAUAUCUGAAAGGGUUAAAACUUGAAAAAAACUUGAAAUCAGGGAGCCACAUAUGGAGUGCAAUGAAAAAAAACUAAACAAAGGGUGCUGUGGAGACUCCACAUUGCUUGCAGCUGAUUGUGAUAUACUGUAUAUUUGCUCUACUGUCAUUGAGCAAAAACACAAGUCACAAUGUAUUGAAUAGUCUGUUGUUAGUGUUGAUUGAGAAUGUGUUAGAUCUAUUAUAAUGUUAAAAAAUCGAUUGUAGUUCAAACAGAGAGCCGUCCACACUUGAAAAACAGAGAAUGACUGCUUUACUCCACUACCACAUUGUCCACAGGAGAUUACAGUAGGUGUGACAUUUCAGCAUAUCUUUCCCCCACCCUCUCUCACAUGAUCCAGGCUGUGAGCAUACCGAGAUGAGACCGAGGCCCUCAGUUGGCUAUGAAAGGCAAUAGGCCCAGCAGGGAAUAUGGGUCAGUCUUAUCCUGCCUGUCACUGAAACCUGCUGUGUGGCGUCAGUGUAGCAGGCAGCUGGAGAAUGUUUAUGCGGACUGUAAUGCCUUCUCUCAAUGUAGGGUUUUUAUUCAAAAGUGUUUAUUUCAAUGGUUUGACUUGAAAUAAA
Messenger RNA from Thunnus maccoyii (southern bluefin tuna), 3814 nucleotides. Its product is annotated as protein-cysteine N-palmitoyltransferase HHAT-like protein. Gene Ontology annotation, cellular component: endoplasmic reticulum. The coding region runs from base 1080 to 2690 and encodes 536 amino acids. Gene Ontology annotation, biological process: negative regulation of N-terminal protein palmitoylation. Lineage: Eukaryota; Metazoa; Chordata; Actinopteri; Scombriformes; Scombridae. Gene Ontology annotation, molecular function: acyltransferase activity. The transcript is spliced from 12 exons. The record is from RefSeq and is a predicted model, not a curated record.